Molecule: messenger RNA, 258 nt
Organism: Didymodactylos carnosus
Lineage: Eukaryota; Metazoa; Rotifera; Eurotatoria; Philodinida; Philodinidae
Source: the annotation of a GenBank genome assembly
AUGGAUGGAACGGAUGACAAAGAUGAAAGUUGGAGAAACGAUUGUUCAUACCAAGAAAGGAUGUUUGAUUGCGACGAACAUUUAUGUUCUAAUGAUUUGUGGUCUUAUGGUGAAGGAGAAUGUAUAAAUGGCCAUGGUCAUUUUGUUUAUCAACCAUGUCUUGUUCGUGAUGAUGAAUGUAGAUGUAUGAGAGAGUACAAUUAUCAAUGUGAAACGAGUACACGUUAUCAACAAUGGACGUUACCAAAUGGUUUAUGA